Silurus meridionalis is the source of this 495-nucleotide messenger RNA. Its product is annotated as eukaryotic translation initiation factor 4 gamma 3-like. The transcript has 3 exons. Lineage: Eukaryota; Metazoa; Chordata; Actinopteri; Siluriformes; Siluridae. Bases 10 to 495 code for a protein of 161 amino acids. The record is from RefSeq and is a predicted model, not a curated record.
GCUGCAGGGAUGUUCUACUAUAAUGAUCAGGCCGUGUACAACCAGACUCCAUUCCCAAUGGUCCCUCCACUGCAGCAACAUCCAUCUACCAAGAGGAAGAGGAAAACGAUCGUUGUCCGAGAUCCUAACCAGGACAACAAGGACAUCACGGAGGAGAUCAUUUUAGAAGCUGGCAGGAGUCGGAAGCCCACUCUGCCAGUGGGAAAUGUCUUUUCCGUCCCUAUGCCUCUGCAGGAUAAGCCAGAGCUCGCUUUCCAGCAGUCUGACUUUGACCUUGAGCCAGUCUCAACCACAGUCGAGAAUUCCAGUGUGUCUCCUGUGAUUGUGGAGCAUCUGGCUUCAGCAGAAACACCAGCAGAUGAGAUCGAAGCGCAGGAAGCCGAGCCGCCGAAGAACGAACCCGAGCCCAGCUCUGAGGAUGAAAGCAACGAUGGGGUCCUUUCACCUGUUGAAGAGCCCAACAACACCAUGCACAGUGAGACCUACUUCUUCUGA